Messenger RNA from Trichosurus vulpecula (common brushtail), 4859 nucleotides. It is a transcript of the gene CAMK2B, whose product is annotated as calcium/calmodulin dependent protein kinase II beta. The coding region runs from base 184 to 2199 and encodes 671 amino acids. Gene Ontology annotation, molecular function: calcium/calmodulin-dependent protein kinase activity; ATP binding; calmodulin binding. Lineage: Eukaryota; Metazoa; Chordata; Mammalia; Diprotodontia; Phalangeridae. Gene Ontology annotation, cellular component: neuron projection; cytoplasm. The transcript has 24 exons. Gene Ontology annotation, biological process: protein phosphorylation. The record is from RefSeq and is a predicted model, not a curated record.
UGCGGGGCUAAGCCGGAGCCCGAGACCGAACCUGAGUCCGAGUCCGAGCCCGAGCUCGAACAGCUUGACGGCUACACCGCGCCUCCCCUAGAGCCCUGCGCCGCCACCGUCGCCGAGAGCCUGAGCCCAGAGCGCGCAGCAGGGGAAGCGGCAGCUCUCAGAGCCCUCUCCGCGGCCGCAGCGAUGGCCACAACCGUGACCUGCACCCGCUUUACUGACGAGUACCAGCUCUAUGAAGAUAUUGGCAAGGGGGCUUUCUCAGUUGUACGACGCUGUGUCAAACUUUGCACUGGACAUGAGUAUGCAGCUAAGAUCAUCAAUACCAAGAAGCUCUCUGCAAGAGAUCACCAGAAGCUGGAGAGAGAGGCCCGGAUCUGCCGUCUCCUGAAGCAUUCCAACAUUGUUCGUCUCCAUGACAGCAUCUCGGAGGAAGGCUUCCACUACCUCGUGUUUGAUCUGGUCACUGGUGGAGAGCUUUUUGAAGACAUUGUGGCAAGAGAGUACUACAGUGAAGCCGACGCCAGUCAUUGCAUCCAGCAGAUCCUGGAGGCUGUUCUCCAUUGCCACCAAAUGGGGGUCGUCCACAGAGACCUCAAGCCAGAGAAUCUCCUCUUGGCCAGUAAGUGCAAAGGAGCUGCAGUGAAACUGGCAGAUUUUGGCCUGGCCAUCGAGGUGCAAGGGGACCAGCAGGCAUGGUUUGGUUUUGCGGGCACUCCUGGCUACCUGUCCCCAGAGGUUCUUCGUAAAGAAGCUUAUGGAAAGCCUGUGGAUAUCUGGGCCUGUGGUGUGAUACUCUACAUUCUGCUUGUGGGAUAUCCUCCAUUCUGGGAUGAAGAUCAGCACAAACUUUAUCAGCAGAUCAAGGCUGGAGCUUAUGAUUUCCCAUCCCCUGAGUGGGAUACUGUCACUCCUGAAGCCAAAAACCUCAUCAACCAGAUGUUAACCAUCAAUCCUGCAAAAAGGAUCACGGCUCACGAGGCCCUGAAACACCCAUGGGUCUGCCAACGCUCAACCGUGGCCUCAAUGAUGCACAGACAGGAGACUGUGGAGUGUCUCAAGAAAUUCAAUGCUAGGAGAAAGCUUAAGGGGGCGAUCCUUACCACCAUGCUGGCAACACGAAACUUCUCAGUGGGCAGACAGACCACCGCUCCGGCCACAAUGUCAGCUGCGGCCUCCGGUGCCACCAUGGGGUUGGUGGAACAAGCUAAGAGCUUACUGAAUAAGAAGGCGGAUGGAGUCAAGCCCCAGACGAACAGCACCAAAAACAGCGCGGGUGUCACGAGCCCCAAGGGGACGCUCCCUCCUGCUGCCCUGGAGCCUCAAACCACCGUUAUCCAUAACCCAGUGGACGGGAUUAAGGAAUCAUCAGACAGCACCAACACCACCAUAGAGGAUGAAGACACCAAAGUCCCCAGGAUCUCUGAUAUUCUAAGCUCGGUGAGGAGGGGUUCAGGGCCUCCGGAAGCUGAGGGGCCUCAGCCAGCCAUGCCCCAGCCAUGUCCGUCUCCAUCUCUCCUAAGCUCCCUGCCUGUCCUGUCCCCCAGGAUCUCUGAAAUUCUAAGCCCAGUGAGGAGGGGUUCAGGGCCCCUGGAAGCCGAGGGGCCACAAGCAGCCGUCCCCCAGCCUUGUCCGUCUCCGACUUUCAUGAGCCCCCUGCCAUUCCCAUCCCCCAGGAUCUCUGAUAUUCUAAGUCCAGUGAGGAGGGGUUCAGGGCCACCGGACGCUGAGGGGCCCCAGCCAGCUGUGCCCCAGUCCUGUCCAUCUCCAUCUCUCCUAAGCCCCCUGCCCACCUCGUCUCGCAAGCAAGAAAUCAUCAAAAUCACAGAGCAGCUGAUAGAGGCCGUCAAUAACGGGGACUUCGAGGCCUAUGCGAAAAUUUGUGACCCAGGCCUGACCUCAUUUGAACCUGAAGCUCUUGGCAACCUUGUAGAAGGGAUGGACUUCCAUAGAUUCUACUUUGAGAAUUUGCUAGCCAAGAACAGCAAACCCAUCCACACCACCAUCCUGAACCCCCACGUACACGUUAUCGGUGAGGAUGCCGCAUGCAUCGCCUACAUCCGUCUCACGCAGUACAUUGACGGGCAGGGCCGACCCCGCACCAGCCAGUCAGAGGAGACCCGUGUCUGGCACCGCCGUGAUGGCAAGUGGCAGAAUGUCCACUUCCACUGUUCAGGUGCACCUGUGGCCCCGCUGCAGUGAAGAACCAGUACAUCCUUUUGUGGUUUCAUCCUGACGGAGACGGUGAUUGGAGCGGAGCCGCCACUCGCCGGGUGGUAGCGCCCACCACGUCAGCAUGCUCGUGUCUGCCUCGUCCCUCCCUCCCCCGGUGCCUGUGUCUGCAGAAAACAAGACCAGAUGUGAUUUCUUUUUAAAAAACAAAAAAACACACAAACAACCGGCAACUACAACAGCAACAAAAAGCAACCAACAAAAUGAGGAAAAAAAUACCACAAUACAAAAAACAAAACCAGGAUAAAAAAAAAAGCUGUAAAAAUCACUGGCGUUUGUGGGGCUUCAAAACCAACCAGCUGCUCCUCCCGUCCACAGCUCCAUGUGUUUGUCUGUCCGUCUGUUCCUCGGCUGUCUUGGGUGACCAGGUGUUGCAAUGAAAAUGUCCACAAGGCUCCACCCCCUCUGUUGACCCCCGUGUUGAACGGUGUUAGUUUGUUAGAUGAAAAAAAAAAAAAACAAACAAAACCCACAAAAAAAAACAAAAAAAAAACAAAAAAAAAAAACUAAGGUAUUUUGCAUUCUCUCUGCCAACGCAUGGGCCUUUGCCAGUGGUGUACUUGCACGUGGCCGUCGUGAGCUGUUACCGUUUGUCUUUUCAGGGACGUGGGGCUGCUGGCUCCAGGUUUUCCUUUGCCUUUUUCCUCUAGUUGUGCCUGUGGGUUGCUAUCACUCCUUCCUUCCUUCCACCCAACAUUCUUUCUUUGGUUGAGGAGGGAAGAGGCGUCCCUGGGCUCUGUCCCUUCUGUGCCAGUCAGACUGCUGGUCAGCAGCAUGUCCAGUGUUGUUGGAAAGUGACUCUGGGCUCCCAGACUCCAGAUGGGCUGAGAUCCCGGCACUCACACUAUGGGACAUCCUCUGCUCUUGUCAUCCCCCUCAACUAAAGAGCCUGUGUCAAGAACCUCCUUGUGCCAUGCUGGCCUCGUCUCUUACUCUGAAGCCUUGAAGGCUGGUGAUGGCAUGAAGGGCGAGCAGCUCUGGGUGAGGAUUGUGAAGAGUGCUGAGGGGCAUGGCUGGGAGAGGGGAGAGAGAUGGGGAACAGGGACAUGCAGCGGUAAGAGAACCCUGGUCCUUUGGGACCCAGAUUUUACAGGCGUCUGCAAGCCCAGGAGUGGGGGGAGCCUGGGCCAUCCAGCUCCCAAGUGCCCAAGAGAGUAUGCUAAGCCUCACAGAAAGGGGAACCCUAACUUCUGGAGACAAAGCAUCAUCUCCUACCAACUCUCAUUCCCUUAGCCCUAACAGCUUCACAUAUGGGAAGCACAGCCAGAGUAAUUAGCAGACCCUGGGCUGUGCCCCCAGGGCCUUUGUAACCUCUUCAGUUUGACCAGGAUCUUGACCUCCCCCCCACCAACUGACAGAGACAACUCAGGAGCCAAGACUCCCAAAUAACCAGCUAUAGAAAAUGAGGGCUUUGGGUCCUCAGGAAAUGAUCUUUCUUCUUGCCUUGGUGGAUACUGAAAGCAGCUCCUGCUUCUUCCCUCUGUCUGGUUGGUCUCUGCACAGUAGACAGUGAAUGUAUUGACAGCUUUGUGGCGGCUCCUCUGAAUUUUGACCCAGAGAAAUCUGUUUCCUAGGGCCUAGUAUCUCCUUUGGCCCUCUCUGGCCCUCUAUAGGGGCAUCCCAAUCUCUCCUUUUAUCAGGAUAAGAAUUGACAGCUCAGAAAGGUUACAUACAGACUCAAGCCUUUCUUCCUCCUGGUUCUCCAGCCCCUGAAAUAGGGAUAAAGAGGUGGUUAUUCCCCUUUAUAUUAUCCCUUUCCCAACCUAGGUGAGUCAGAUAGGUCUUGUGGAGGGCUCCCUAGGGCUAUUGUGUCCUCUCCUAUGGAGAGGCUUCUGGCAUGGCGGGAUGGAGAAAUCUGUUGAGAGGCAAGGCUAGUCUCCAUGACUCCCCCUUCAUUGAAGGUGAGAGAGAAGGAGGGAAUCCUAUAACUUGGAAGUGGGGUUAGUCCCACUGGCAACCAGAGUAAAUCUAAGACCAAGCAAUUAUUUCCUCAAACUCCUUCCAGUAGAGCAGUAAGGAUUUUGAGCUCUGCAAGAACCUGGCCAGGUUGUUGGGGAGUUCCCUAGAAAAAAAGGACAAGUCAGGAAAGAACAGUGCAUUCUUCUGUUUUCCUGGGACUGAAAAAAACACUAGGCCAUAUUAAGCCCUGUCCUUGAUUUCCCUGGCUUGUGGUUGUGGUUUACAAAGUGUCCAUCUUUGGAUGGAAAGUCAGGGCUUAUAGACUAGCUGGCCAUAGGGUGGCCCCGGCAACCUCAGGGAAUCCCAGGAAUAGGGUGAAUAGUGUCUAGUUGGGAUUUCUUGGUAGCUGGAGCUCAAGGAUGAUUGUAAAGAAAAUGCUCCCUCCAGAGACACAAUCAUCUGCAUCCAGUCCCUGAGAAGGCCUCACUUGCCCAGUGGGGACAGUAGACUACAGUGAGCCAUGGUUCUUAAGUAGGAAGAAAAGGAGUCAAGUUGGUCACAUGGUGGGUGCUCAACAAAUUCUUAAGGAUGGCAGCUGCUGCUGCAUUAAUCAGUAUCAACAGCCAUCUGAUUCAUUUAUUGAUGACUUCCUGUGUUCAAGGCCAAUGUUGAUGGAUUGGGAAAGGACAACAGCUAGAUGAACUGAGUCAGAAAGCAUUAAAAAAAAAAAA